AUGAUCAAUGUUGAUCCCAGGGUGCCUGCAUAUGACCUGGUCGACAAGUAUAUACGCCUGACCGCACCUCGCCUGGUGGUCUACCCAUGCCCUCGCGAACACAAUCCGUUCAUCGAGCUACUCUUCCCUGUGGCUUUUAGUCACGUCGUGGCCAUGAAUUCGAUAUUGGCACUCGCGGCGGCUCACAGUGGCUCGCCACACUCCCGUUUUCUCUAUGGCGCGGCUCUGGCCGACUUGCGCUCGGCUCUUCAGCAGGACAGCAUUGGGACCGAAGUGCUCGUGGCCACCAUGAUGCUCGUCUUCUUUGAGACGGCAGAGGGCCACAGUAAAAGACAAGCCAUCCAACACUUGCAGGGACUAGCGCGGCUUUUGAAAUUCCGUCGACAACGCGGUGCUCAAACCCUCCACGACGGUCUGGCCAUGGAAGUUCUCAUCUACCACGUUGUCACGAUUAGUAUCUACGACAAUCUAUCCCAGACCAUUUUGAAGGGACUCCGAAUCAGCCCGACAGGACCGACUGUUUGGUCCAAUAUUGGUGGAGACUUGCGACAAAGCUACUGUCUAUCGGGGCUCAGUUCCGAGGUGCUUGAUUUCAUCCUCGAAAUCACCGGCCUGUUUUCUCCAUCUCCGGAAGCCCACACUCCGUUGCCUGCGAUGCUCAUCGUCGAGGGGAUCGCCCUGGCUGACAAAAUCAACCAGUGGCAGCCCGCCAUUGCCGGGGAUUCGCUUUUCCCCUACGCUCUCGAUGCGACGAAUCAUGCAGAGUUGACACUGGCGGCAGUCUUGUGGAAGAAUGCAGCUUUCUUAAAUCUUCUCUCCUUGAUGCAUGGCAAGAAAAUCAGCCCGGAUGACGCUCGAAUUGCCGAAGUUGUCAAAGGGUCCAUGAUCACGUUGCAGCAGAUCCCCGAGCAUUCCAGCGUCGAGACUUGUCUGAAUUGGCCGCUGGUCAUGAUAGGAAGUUUCGCCAUUUCGCAACAAGACCGCAGUCUUCUCAGGCGACGUUUCAAUUCCAUGGAAUGGCUGAUUUUCAAGAAUGUCUAUAUUGCAAUCUCGAUCCUUGAAGAAGCAUGGGCACAAUUCGACGAGUACGGGACCGUCAAUCUCGAGACGGUGAUGCAAAUCCCCCCUUUCGAUGUGAUCCUGUCGUAG
This is a messenger RNA of Capronia epimyces CBS 606.96, 1149 nucleotides long. RefSeq lists its product as uncharacterized. NCBI's taxonomy places the organism in Eukaryota, Fungi, Ascomycota, Eurotiomycetes, Chaetothyriales, Herpotrichiellaceae. Gene Ontology annotation, biological process: positive regulation of transcription by RNA polymerase II. The coding region runs from base 1 to 1149 and encodes 382 amino acids. The record is from RefSeq and is a predicted model, not a curated record. Gene Ontology annotation, molecular function: DNA-binding transcription factor activity; transcription cis-regulatory region binding. Gene Ontology annotation, cellular component: nucleus. The transcript has a single exon.